AUGUGGGGUAUUGUGCUCAUCGGUACUGGCUUCACCAAGAGCUUCCCGGCCUUUGUGGCCAUGCGAGUACUUCUUGGCGUUCUUGAGGCUCCCAUUGCUCCGGGCAACUUCUUGGUGAUGGGCAUGUGGUAUACCAGAAAGGAGCAGCCGUUGCGCAGUGGUCUCUUUUACACUGGCAUGAGCUCUUUUAUUACAGGACCGCUUGGUUAUGUUGUGGGAUUCAUUACAAAUGAGUGGUUCUCUCCCUGGAGGGCUCUGUUUUGGGUUGUCGGAUCUAUAACCAUUGCAUACGCCAUCAUACUUGGCAUUCUCUUGCCAGACAACCCAGUCCAAUCCAAAUUCACCACUGAAAAGGAAAAGUUUAUUGCAAUUGAUCGACUAAGGGCUGAUCAGGUCGGUGUGGAAAACAAACAGUGGAAAUGGGGGCAGUUUUGGGAGGCCAUGCUCGACAUCAAGACCUGGAUACUCUUCAUACUCAAUGUUUUGAUCAAUAUUCCCAAUGGUGGGCUGGGAAACUUCACCCCCCUCAUUAUUGCUGGCCUUGGAUACUCGUCGCGUAUUGCCAGUUUGCUGUUUAUGGUUGUGGGCAUCACUUCCACAGCCUCAUGUUACAUGUGCAAUGGCGCUGUGUUCCUUGCGAAUCAUUAUAACCCAAGACUCCAAGUUCGAGGUGCUGCCAUGAUCUUUGGUCUUGUUGUGGCCAUGAUUUCAACAAUUUUUCUCUACACCCUUCCGACGACUGCAAUCCAGAACCGUCUUGUUGCGCUAUUCAUGGCCUACUUUUACCUCGGUCCGUACGUUGUCUCCAUCGGGCUCGCCAGUGCCAACACUGCCGGAUACACGAAAAAAGUGACGGUCAACUCCAUGAUUUUCAUGGGUUGGUGUGCUUCAAAUAUUGUUGGACCAUUCUGUUUCAAGACGAACCAAGCUCCAUUGUACCCGUUUGGCAUCGCUGCUAUGCUAUUUUCCAACGCAGGUUCAAUUAUCAUGACUUGUCUCUACAUACUGUGUUGCUGGUCCGAUAACCGUCAGCGAGAUAGGAAGGCUGCAGUUGAAGGAACCAUUCCGGUCGCAGAAACUGAAUUCAGAGAUUUUACGGACAAGCAGAACCCGAAUUUCCGAUACGUUUGGUAG
Messenger RNA from Pestalotiopsis fici W106-1, 1134 nucleotides. RefSeq lists its product as uncharacterized. The record is from RefSeq and is a predicted model, not a curated record. The coding region runs from base 1 to 1134 and encodes 377 amino acids. Gene Ontology annotation, biological process: transmembrane transport. Gene Ontology annotation, cellular component: membrane. NCBI's taxonomy places the organism in Eukaryota, Fungi, Ascomycota, Sordariomycetes, Amphisphaeriales, Sporocadaceae. The transcript has 4 exons. Gene Ontology annotation, molecular function: transmembrane transporter activity.